UGAGUUAGCACGUCUGAAUCUGGAAUGCUGACUGGAAUAGUGCAUCAUUGACCGAUACCGUUAUCAACCUGCUUUAUAUUAAACAAAGCUUAUUCCGUGAACUUCGCAUGACUCUACUGAGUUAUCACCGCAAUGCUAAUUGUAAACGCUCACAUCUUUAUCGUGCCCAUUUCUCGUCCUGAUAAGAUUACAGCAGUCAUAUGGUGCGCCACAGCGCCAUCUUGGUGCGUUUUAAGGACGAUUAUUGUAAAUACUGGCUAUUUCAAGUUAUAAAGAGUGCUUGUUAUAAAAAAAUAAAGUGAUGGUGCAGUGUUUGGGAGUACAUUUGUCAUUAACUCGCAAUGAGAGAUAGGAUUGCAGUGAUGCAUAACGCAAGGCCAUUGGAACUAGAUUACGCGUCCGCGGACCCUCACCGGAGCAGGUCAUCGUCGUUUUCGGUCUGGCGAGGGCCCAACGGAGUACCCAGACCGGUACCACGAUAUUCUUUGCAGGUUUCGACUGAUGAGAACAGCCACCUGCUCCGCCUGAAGGUGAUCGGCGCGUACUCAUUGGCCAAGAAGGACAUAUUCGGUGCUAGUGACCCGUAUGUGCGCGUGGAGCUGCAGAAGGCAGACGGGGAUGUCACCAUCGAGACGUUUCUCACCAAGACCAAGAAAAAGACGUUGAAUCCAGUAUGGAAUCAGGAGUUUGUAUUUCGGGUGAAACCCGCGGAGCACAAGCUCCUGAUUCAAGUGUUCGACGAGAACCGCUUGACCCGCGACGACUUUCUGGGCAUGGUGGAGGUGCCGCUGGCGGGCGUGGCGGCCGAGAGCGCGGCCGCGCCGCGCGCGCCCGGCGUCAAGUACCCGCUGCGCCCGCGCAGGUCGGUCGCGCGGUCCCGAGUGCGUGGCUACAUAGAAGUGUACGCGGCGCUGGUGGGGCGUGUGGGCGAGGGCACGGAGCCGGCGGAGGCCGAGGGCGCCGCCACGCCGCCGGCGGACGACUGGGAAAUGGUCGAGCCCGCGCCGCAGAGAGGGACCGUGCAGCCGGUGGUGGGUGGUGACCCGCUGCCGGCGGGCUGGGAGGAGCGGCAGGACGCCAACGGGCGCACCUACUACGUCAACCACAUCGCUCGCUCCACGCAGUGGGAGCGCCCGCACUUCACUCGUAACGUGAGCACAGACUCGGCGGCGGCUGCGGAGCGCAUGGAGACGGCCGCCACGGAGUUCCAGCGACGCUUCCACAUCUCCCACGACCACCCGCAGCCGCACCACGCGCCGCGCAGGACCAGCAGCCAGGGGGACCACCACGAGGAUGUAAGCAAUACCGAAGACUCUGCCUCCACGCUCACGCCACACUCUACACCGACGCGCUCGCCCGAGCAAGCUGGCGAACAAAUAGAACAAGACACCGAACACAACGGCCCGACUAGCUUAAGUAACGAAACCGACUGUGAUACUAGACAUAGAGAAGAUGACGACGUCGUCUGCGCUAACGAAGUUCGCUUAAGAGAACCCGACGGGAACAACGAAGAUAGUGCUCAAGAUGAUACUAGUCAAGUUAAUGGUAACGCGGAACAAAAUACACCAAAUCGUGAGACCAGAGAGGAUAAUGAUAUAAACGAUGAAGCGCCUCGAGAGAGUAACGAAGUCUCCGAAUCAAACGCAGAACAAGAACGGCAGACGCCGCAGGUUUCGGUAGAAAGCGUAGAAACGACGGAAAACCCCACAGAUAAUACAGAAACAGAAGACACAACAACGGAAAACGCAGACACACAAAAUAACGCUUCAGAAAUAACAGUAACAGAUGGUCAGAUAGUGGAACACACGGCGGUGACAGAGAAUUUAGAGCGGAGAGAGGAGACAGAGGAACAGUCGGAGGAAGCGAGGGAGGCGCGCGAAUCGGAGCGGAGAGAGGCGGAGAUCGAGGAGGCGCUGACCUUCGACGAGAACCACUUCAGCACGCCGCGGGGCGCCUCCCCGCGCACGCGCGGCAGCGACCACGACUCCGAGGACGAGACGGACGCAUCGACUGACAGCACGCGUAGCAGCAGCGCCAGCAGCGUGCAGAGCCAAAACCUGCCCAGCAGCGACGGUCUACCGCCCGGCUGGAGCAUGCAGCGCGCGCCCAACGGCAGGAUAUUCUUCAUCGAUCACAACCAGAAGACCACUACGUGGAUAGACCCUAGAACAGGCUGCGCAUCGAGCCUGCCAGCGGCGGCCGCGGCCAGCGCGGGGGCGGAGGCCGACGAGCUGGGCGCGCUGCCCGAGGGCUGGGAGGAGCGCGUUCACACCGACGGACGGAUCUUCUUCAUCGAUCACAACACGCGCACCACGCAGUGGGAGGACCCGCGGCUAUCUAACCCGCAGAUCGCCGGCCCCGCUGUACCGUACUCGCGUGAUUACAAACGAAAGUACGAGUAUCUCAAGAGCCAGCUGCGCAAGCCGAGUAACGUGCCAAACAAGUUCGAGAUCAAAGUCCGGCGCAACUCGAUCCUGGAGGAUUCGUAUCGCAUCAUCAGCUCGGUCAGUCGGCUGGACCUACUCAAGACCAAGCUGUGGGUCGAGUUCGAGUCGGAAGUCGGCCUUGACUACGGUGGGCUGGCGCGCGAAUGGUUCUUCCUGCUGUCCAAAGAGAUGUUCAACCCGUACUAUGGCCUGUUUGAGUACUCGGCCAUGGACAACUACACGCUACAGAUCAACCCCAACAGCGGGGUCUGCAACGAGGAGCAUCUCAACUACUUCAAGUUUAUUGGCCGAGUCGCUGGCAUGGCUAUCUAUCAUGGGAAAUUGCUCGAUGCAUUCUUCAUCCGUCCAUUCUACAAGAUGAUGUUGUCUAAGACUAUAGAGCUCCAGGACAUGGAGUCGGUAGACCUGGAGUACUACAACUCCCUGAUGUGGAUCAAAGAGAACGACCCCUCGGAGCUGUACCUGACCUUCUCAGUGGAUGAGGAGCAGUUCGGGAAGACCAUACAACGGGAGUUGAAGCCUGGAGGAGCUAAUAUAUCCGUUGACGAUGAUAACAAGGACGAGUAUAUUAAGUUAGUAAUCCAAUGGCGGUUCGUGAAUCGGGUCCACGAGCAGAUGGUGUCGUUCCUCGAGGGACUGAGCCAGCUGGUUCCUCUCCCUCUGUUGAAGAUCUUCGACGAACACGAACUGGAGUUGCUGCUCUGUGGCAUACAACAUAUUGACGUGCGAGACUGGCGGGCUAACACCCUGUACAAGGGCGACUAUCAUGCUAAUCAUAUUGUUGUGCAGUGGUUUUGGAGAGUGGUACUAUCGUUCUCGAACGAGAUGCGGUCCCGCUUGCUGCAGUUCGUGACAGGCACGUCCCGUGUGCCCAUGAACGGAUUCAAGGAGCUGUACGGCUCCAACGGGCCGCAGCUGUUCACCAUAGAGAAGUGGGGCUCGCCCGACAACUACCCGCGGGCGCAUACCUGUUUCAACCGCAUCGACUUGCCUCCAUACGAGAGCUACCAGCAGCUGCGUGAGAAGCUCAUCAAGGCCAUCGAGGGCUCGCAAGGGUUCGCUGGCGUCGACUGAGCCGCCCUGCGUGUGGGGCCUAAACUGUCGGUGGCUGCGGCCUGCCAUAUGUCGGGCCUCAGGCUGUCGGUGGCUGGGGCCUCGCUUAUAUGGGGCCUCACGCUGCCCGUGACUGAGGCCUCAACAGCGAGCGCAAAAAACAUAAAGAUCAUACUGUUACGUCUCCAAUGACACACUAAACUACCCCGGGGAGUCGCCUUCUGCGAACGUCAUCAAUCAAAAGGCAACUUUAUAAUUAUAAUUACAAGGUUGAUUCCAGCAUGCGUACUUAAUACAUCUUCGUGUUGCAAAAGGUAUAUUACGUAACUGUCUAUAGAUGACGGCAGAAAUUGCGAUGGAUUUUGUUCUAAGGGCCGACUAUGUUUUUUCGCUCGCUAGGCCUCGCGCUCGUGGGGCCUAUUGUCACCUAUUCAGUCGUGUAUGGAUUGUAAUGUGAUCUUGCGAUGGUGUUAUCUGACGAUAUCUGGUGAAUUUCUCUGGUUGUUUCAAAAUGUGGUUUGUUAAAUACAUGAGAAGGAAAAUUGUAAAUAAUUUGGAACAAAAAUGUUUCGGAACAAGCUUUCGCAAGUGUCCCAAUCUCUUAAAAGAAUUGUUUUUAUUAUUCUUAAAUGUUAAAUAAUGAGUUCGAUACAUAUAUCGACUUAGGACACUAUUUUUUUAAAUCGUUUGAAAUAUAUAAAGUAAGAUUCGGGUUAUAUAUAACUUAUAAAUAAACUAAUAUACAUGAUGGAUGAUUAUUGAUUAUUGAAUGAUGUUAUUUAACAUUUUAGUACAUUUACGAAAUUGUGAAUUAAAAACAACCUGAAAAUAUCACAUUCAAUUGGCAGAUAAUGACAUCACAAAAGGGAGAAUAAAUUGUUAAUCGAGAAUUGUCAGCUAUCGAUAGUGUCGUAUAACGAAUAAACUCCUACAUACUGUUAAGGGGCAUAAAAAGGCCACAUCGAAAACUUCAUCUGAAAAGGAAUGUUGCUAUUUGACAUUUCUUGACAUUGCGCACUUGAUUUUAUGUGCGCAAAUGUCAAAUUGCAAUAUUGCUUUUUAGAUGAAGUUUUCGAUGUGGCCUUUUUAGGCCGCCUGAAGUAUAAAACUGAAGUGAUACCAAUAAAUGAUGGGACGACAAUGGGAAUAAAAGACAAAAAUCUUUUUAUAUUUCUUAUUUAAAUUCUGCUCCCAUUAUAUUUUGUACUUUCUUUUUUAUUUUCCGCAUUAUAUUUUUAGUCGAGUAUCAGAGAUUAUUUUUAUUACUCAUUUAUCUUCUUAUGGAUUGUAUUUUUUGUAUCUUGUUAUUUUAUUUCUAUAUUGUGUUGUUGUAAUAACAUAACAUCACGCCUGUAUUCCCGAAGGGGUAGGCAGAGGUAUAUAGUAUAGGCACCUACUCCUCGCCAGUUUAGGUCUCAUGUAAUGGAGGGUAGUGUUAUUAUUACCUAUUGUUGUUAUAAAUAAAUAAAAUUCAUUUAUAUCGAACAACUUUUUCCGUAAAUAGUUACUAACAAGAACCUGAAAAAAUACAAUACAUUGUACUGUUACAAUACUAUUUUUUAAGUUACUUGUUACUAUCCUUACGGCGUUUAAUGGCCACAAUUUAAAAUGCCUACUUCUCGAAAUGACCAUUUCUGGAAAUCACCAUUUCUAGAAAUGGCCAUUUCUGGAAAUCACCACUUCUAGUAAUGACCAUUUCUGGAAAUCACCACUUCUGGAAAUGACCACUUCUAAAAAUUACCACUUCGAGAAAUAUGACCACUUCUAUGGAACUCAUUUUAAGUCUCUUCUUAAAAUGGGAUUUUGAUCUUUUUCCCUCGUCGUACAAAUACAAAUACAAAAAUAUUUAUUCGUGAAUGUUGCGUGUUAUAUUACAGUGUUGUCAUCGGUCUCAGCACAUUCAGCCAAGAAUUGGCAUACGAAUUUAAAAUUGUCAUGCAUAUAACAAACUAAACUUAAGAAAUCAACAUAAUAAUAUUCGUAUCGCUAUCGCUUCAGUUUUAUAUUGUAAGUCUGUGUAGACAUGAACGACGAUUCGACUGUUAUCUAGAGUAAGCUAGGUUAGAUCUAAAGCCAAUAAAUUCUUAACUACGGCGUUCUUAUAUAUUUCGAGUUUGUUUUGUAAAGACUUUCCAAGAAAGUGCUAGUUAGUUCCUUUGUUUUGUUGGCCGAGCGUUAGUGUGCCUUCGUUUGGUCUUUUGAAUUCUCUUUCAACUCAAUACAUAAGUUCACGACUCUAUUCCCAAUUAGGCUAGUCAGAGGUACAUCUAUCGCAAGAUGAACUGAGUACCCACGCUUCACCGAGCACUCACUCUAUAGUUAGAUAUAACAUCACUACUAAUAGUCCGGCAAAGUAGUGCGUGUCAUCUAAGGCAAAAUAAGUCAUCAUGUUAGCGAUUAUAUUGGGGUUUCCUAACCAGGGUCUGUAACUUUAGUUCGAAUGUCAGUAGUUCGAUGAAUGCUUAUUCGACUGAAAUAUUUUUCGAAACCCUUUUUAACGAACGAUCAUUUUUCCGAGUCAACUUGAUCGAUCGUUAUUUGUUACUUGAUGAUCAAAGAAUGAUCGUUCAUUAGAAACAUAAUUCGAAAAAUAUUUCAGUCGAAUAAGCAUUCAUCGAACUACUGACAUUCGAACUAAAGUUACAGACCCUCCUAACCAAUCAAGAAAUCAGCAAUAACUCAAGUCAACAAAAAAUAUUCUAAUUUCAAAGUUUUCAAGGCUAAAUAGACAUUUGCCUGGUAAGAAUAUUUCACCCUAGCCAGCACCUUUCAAAUGCGAGGCUAUCCUGAAUUUUAAACUCUUGCUUUUUUAUAGUGGACUUUUCUCUUAAAAAUGUACAUUUAAAUGAGUCUUAUGAGAUCUUAUGAAUCGUUCCGAAAUAUGAAUUCGUUUAUACAUCUGGGGGGUUAAAAACGCCACAUCGAAGCAAUAUUGCCAUUUGACAUUUGUUUGCAUUGCGCACUUACUUUUAUAUGCGCAAAUGUCAUAUUGAAAUAUUACUUUCUUAGAUGAAUUGCUUCGUUAUGGCCUUUCUAACCCCCCUAUACUGCAGUUCAUCAGACGUGGUUCUCGUGGAGGUCGUUGUCAAUUAAAUAAUGUAAUUUAUUUAGUGUAUAGCUUCUUGAAACACUUCGGGAAAUGCCAGUUUAGGCAUUGAAUAUUGGUUAUAUUAUCGCCUUAAAAUGAAAACAUUGUAAACGCCUGUUUGAAAAAUCACAUUUUGAUACGUUUUACUUUAGCAAAACUUCGAUUUCAUUCAAUAAAUUUCGUUUAUGGUAAAGAUUUAGGUGUGAGGUGGAUUACCAACCCCAUCAACUGGUGUCAGGGUUACUAUUGAGCCGCCAAAGGCCCCUGACAUGGCUCAUGUAACAACUACUAACUUACAUCAGUAAGUAGUAACCGGUACCAACGGCUUAACAUCCUUCCGAAGCACGGAUCAUCUUACUUUUGGACAAUCAGGUGACCAGCUUGUAAUGUUCUAACCAAACUGGGGGUCACAAAGUGAUUUUUGUGAUGUUUCCCCACCUGGAUUUGAACCCGGGACCUCCAAAUCGUGAGUCCAACGUUCAAACCACUGGACCACAGAGGCCGUGAAUUUUUUACCUGGAUUGAAACUAGCAUAUCUAUUUGAUUUUUCAAAAAGGUGCUUACGUAGUUUUCAGUACAAUGCGACCGAAAAUCAAGUAAUGGAAAGACAGCGAAGGUAUACAAAAACGUUGUUAAGUUAUCAAAUUCCACUUGAAUAUAAUAUUAUCGAUAUAAUGAGGCUCUGCGGACAUCUAUUGCGAAAAUUUACUCGGACCUCUCUUUCUCUCCUAUAUGCACGAAAGAGAGAUCCGAUUGUAAUCGUCCAUGUAAGCAGAGUCGGUAAUUUAUAUAAUUCUAAAAGCGAGUGCCUAUGUAGCGUUAUUGAUUAAUUGUAUAAUACUUAGUCGCACUUAGGGCGUUGUAAUUAUGGCAUAAAGUAUAUGAUGGGGGAGUGGCUUUUAGGCGCUGUGCAGACCUUGAACGGUAGCGGACCAGACAGUCUGUCCCCGACAGUCGUAUGAAUGGGAACUUAUGCAGUAACGUGUUACAAUGUAUAAUCCACGAUAUUGAAUCACCCACAUGUGAGACAUUAUUAUUAACCAAAACAAUAUCACAACAAAUGUAAUAGGCUACUUGACAAACUAGUCAAAUGAGAUGCUUUCUACGAAACGUCAAAACAAAAGUUUUCUUUGGAGUGUGUAUGGAAAUACUGUCCUUUGACGUCAUCAGUAACAGCGGUCAAACGUCGUAUUAAUUGUUAGUUAAUUCAUGAAUAAAAUUCGACAAUAAGUGGAAAAGUAAAAUAAGAUUGAUUUUUGAUCAUGUUAGACUGGCUUCUAUUUCUAGAUUAGCAUUUUAUAGUUUAUCUUUGACCCAGUCAAACAUCCUAUUGUCCACUAAAUGGCAGUGUUUUUACGUUACACUAGUUGCUACACGCGGCUCAGCUAUGCACGCCCUUUAUUUCUAUUAACUAUUUUGAUAAAUACAUAGGGUGAGCAAAGCCAUGAAUUAUCAAAGAAGGCUUGCAGCCUCCGCGGUCUAGUGGUUAGAGCGUUAGGCCCACGACCUGGAGGUUCGGGUUAAAUUCCCGAUGGGGACAUUGUCGAAAUCACUUUGUGAGGCUGUCCUUUGUUUUGCAAGGACUUGUAUCACCUGAUUGUCCGAAAAAGUAAGAUGAUUCCGCGCUUCAGAGUGCACCGACCCUUGGUGGAGUAUGCUCCAUACCCACUCCAGUUGAUUAAGGGGAAACCUGUGCUCAGCAGUAGGACGUGGAUAAGCUGUUUAUGUUAUGUGCUUGCCACUGUUAAUACGAAGUCCUAAGACGAUUAAAAAAAACAAGUAAUCGGUUGUGUAAAAUUCAUUCUCAUUUAUUCAUUUUCUACAUAAAAAGGAACCUUUGUGCAUUGGCAUAAGUUUACAUAAUUAUAUUGAUUAACGUUAUUGGAUAAGUUUCUACUAACAUUUUAUUGUCACGGACUAACUAUCGCGUCCGCUGUUGUCGCAAGGUCUGCACAGGGCCUUACUGGACCAAAUCGAAGUGAAGUGAUGUAAGAUAAUAUACUAAUAUACGAACGACGGGGCGAUCUUGGCACGACCAAAUGUUGAACAUGGGUCAAUUUAAUAGUUGGUUAUUUUAAUUGGAUAUUUAUUUGUAAGGAUUUCAGUCGUGCCAAGAACGACAACACGUAAGGCUUAGUGUUAUAUGUUUUAUGGAAAAAGAAACCACGUAACAUUUCAGUUUUGGCAAGUUUAUUUUUCAUUUUAAUACAAUUAAGACCGCGUUGGCAGAGGAAGACCUAGAAGGACGUACAUUAACCAAAUUCGGGAUGUCAUUAGAAAAGGUUUAGUACGAUCUACUCUGAAGCGGCGUGCGUGUAUGAAAUAAUUGAUGAAUGACGAAGCGAGAGAUGCAAAUGGAAUUCCAUAGUCUCUGCUUACGCCAGUGGCAAAUAUGCGUGAGUUUAUGUGUGUAUGUAUAUUAAGACCCUGUGGGAGGGUAUGUAAAGUAUAAUAAAAAUUGGACGACAAAAUUAUUUGGUACUUUUUCCGUAAAAUAGUUUUCAAACCUCAUCGCUUCAUUCGUAAGGUCGAUGAUUGAAGGCAAUAGAGAUAACUAUUUAUGUGAAAUAAUCUGCUAAGUAUUACUUGUAGAAUAUUCCAUAUAAAUAGUGAAGUGUAGGGUUGAAAGGUUGUUGAAUAUAAAUAUGACUGGCCACUAGAAGAACAAACACAACGUUGAUUAUUUAUUGUUUAAAAUACUUCGAUAAUGUUGCCAUAAGGGAAAAAUUGGUCCAAAAUCUUGGGUAAUAAUUUUAUUUUUAUAACAUUUUAUUUUUAAUUCUCAUUUCGAAUUUUGUAUUACAACAAAAUGAUUUUUACUAGUGGCCAGGUAAACGAAUUCAACAUGAAUAGAUUUGUGAAUUUCUAGAAUAUAUUCUAUAAAAUUACAUUAUGUAUAUUAUUUGUAAUUAUUGUACAGAACAGCAUUUCGGUGGGAUCUGUCGACGUGUAAACGAAACUAGAACUUAACGCAUUUACGUAACUGCUACAAUCGUUUGACAGGUUCGCAUUCGAAGUGUUUAGUGAUUCUUAGAUAGGCAAUAAAGUAAAUUAUAUUGAUAAUCAAAUUGACGAA
This is a messenger RNA of Pectinophora gossypiella (pink bollworm), 9664 nucleotides long. It is a transcript of the gene Nedd4, whose product is annotated as E3 ubiquitin-protein ligase Nedd-4. The coding region runs from base 342 to 3521 and encodes 1059 amino acids. The record is from RefSeq and is a predicted model, not a curated record. Gene Ontology annotation, biological process: ubiquitin-dependent protein catabolic process; regulation of dendrite morphogenesis. Gene Ontology annotation, molecular function: ubiquitin protein ligase activity; protein binding; sodium channel inhibitor activity. Lineage: Eukaryota; Metazoa; Arthropoda; Insecta; Lepidoptera; Gelechiidae. The transcript is spliced from 19 exons.